This is a messenger RNA of Debaryomyces fabryi, 759 nucleotides long. RefSeq names its product mitochondrial 54S ribosomal protein uL10m. The transcript has a single exon. The record is from RefSeq and is a predicted model, not a curated record. NCBI's taxonomy places the organism in Eukaryota, Fungi, Ascomycota, Pichiomycetes, Serinales, Debaryomycetaceae. Bases 1 to 759 code for a protein of 252 amino acids. Gene Ontology annotation, cellular component: mitochondrial large ribosomal subunit. Gene Ontology annotation, biological process: translation. Gene Ontology annotation, molecular function: structural constituent of ribosome.
AUGAGACUCCCAUUAGCAUCUAUAAGUGGGUUGAGAUGCAUACGCCCACAGGGAAGCAUAUUUAACUUUUUCAAGCCAUCGAUUUUCAGGGUACAACAAUCAUCGUACAGUACUGAACAAUCACCUCAACAAUCACCAAUCUACUCUCUUGACCGUAACACCGGUAAGCAUAUAUUGUCUAGAAAGACAUUCUUGGUGGAUUAUUACAAAUAUUUGAAUGAUACAAAUGAGAUAGUUUUAUAUGUUCACCAUAAUAAUUUAAUUAAAUCUGAAAAUAAAAAAUUUAGAUCAGAACUUAAUAAGGCAGGUGCCAAGUUGAACAUCAUCAGAAACAGUAUUUAUAAUGUUUACUUGAGAUCUGAACACGAAAAAGAUCCAGCAGACUUAGAAACAUCGAAAAGAAAUAGAGACGUUGUUCAUCCUUUCUCGUCAUUAUUAAAUGGACCGACCGGUAUUAUCACCAUACCAAAAUGUGAUCCACAAGCCGUUACUCAGGUUUUGAAACUCCUUAAGUCGGCUCAUGAAAAGUUGAUUUUAAUCGGUGCUAAAAUUGAACAAAAAGUGUACGAUAUAGACCAAAUUGAUAAAUUCAAGGACUUACCAUCUAAAGAAGCCCUUCAAGGACAAUUGGCAGGUUUAUUAACUGUUUUAGGUGGUGCUGGUUUAGUCAGAACCUUAGAGGCUUCUAGUAAUGUUUUGUACUUGACUUUAGAAGAACGUCGUAAGGACAUAGAUCCAAGUGAAAAGGAAGAUAAAUAA